This is a messenger RNA of Closterium sp. Naga37s-1, 939 nucleotides long. Lineage: Eukaryota; Viridiplantae; Streptophyta; Zygnematophyceae; Desmidiales; Closteriaceae. The record is from the annotation of a GenBank genome assembly.
AUGGCUGCUGCAGGGUGGCUGGAUGUCACCAUAAUUGGUGCGAGGGAUCUCAAGGACACGGAGAUCUUUGGCAUGCAAGAUCCGUACGCGGUUCUGAUGUACGGUCAACAGACUCACCGCACCAAGACCCACAAAGACGGACACACGUCACCCGUGUGGAACACGACCUUCCGUCUGAACGUUAUCCAUGGCGUCGACGAGGCUCACUUCGCGGUCUGGAACGAAAACAGGAAGGCGGACGACAAGAUUGGGACUUGCAAGGUGAAUAUCCGACAGGCCUUCAGCUAUCCGGUGUGGGACUCGUGGCAUCCUCUCUUCACUCCCAAGGGCAGGCAGCAGGGGAGCCUUCGUCUCGCUCUGAAGUAUUACCCGCCUGUUGGUGCUCCUGGCGCCCCCGCCGCUGCAGCAGCUGCCUCCUCCCACGCCGCCCCUCCCCCUCAGGGGUACCCCCAGCAGCACGCCCCUCCCCCUGCCGGCCAUGGUCCCCCGCCAUCCGGUUACCCAGGUUACCCGCCCCAAGGCGGUUACCCUGGCGCUGCUCCCGCGGGCUAUGGCGCUCCUCCCCCUGGGGGACAUGCCCCUGCCCCCUACGGCGCUCCUCCCCCCGGCGGACAUGCCCCUGCGCCCUAUGGCGCCCCUCCCCCUCAAGGCUACCCGCCCGCCCCCUAUGGCGCUCCCCCUCCCCAGGGCUACCCUCCCCAGGGUUACCCGCCCCAGGGUUACCCUGGGUAUGGUGCUCCUCCUCCCGCCCAUGGGCAUGCGCCUCCUCAUGUGCAUCAUGCCCCCAAGCCGGCUGUUGUUGUGGUUCAUGGCCAUGGCCACCACCACCAUCACAAGCGCAAGUUCAAGGGCGGCUUCAAGAGGAAGGGGUUCUUCGGUAAGAGAAAGGGAUUUUUGGGGAAGCGGAAGGGCUUUUUCGGAGGCAAGGGCUUUUUCUAA